Saccostrea cuccullata (small rock oyster) is the source of this 1345-nucleotide messenger RNA. RefSeq lists its product as uncharacterized. The transcript is spliced from 12 exons. The coding region runs from base 6 to 1265 and encodes 419 amino acids. The record is from RefSeq and is a predicted model, not a curated record. NCBI's taxonomy places the organism in Eukaryota, Metazoa, Mollusca, Bivalvia, Ostreida, Ostreidae.
CUACAAUGACAUUAUUUUCUCCAGUAUUCGUCGUUUUAUCAACGUUGUUGACUUUAAUAUUAGAUGUAAGAGCUGCCGAACCGUUGUUCUGUUUAAGUUGUUCCUCAGUGAUCUCCCCUCGACAUUGUCACAAUAUUCAGAAAUGUGAGGAAGGACAGGUUUGCUAUACAGAAAAGUUUACGAAUUACAAUGGUGAAACAUUGUACAAUGUCGGUUGCCAUACAUUGAGUUAUUGUAAUUUAACCAACGUUGGUAGCAGUCCUCUUGAUAUUACGUCGAAUACCGAAAUAAAACAGUGUAUUGAGUGCUGUGACGGAAAUGCUUGCAAUAGUCAUGGUUGUAAAUCUUUGGACUACCCUGUAACCAGAGGUCCAAUAUGUUUUAGUUGUCAACAAACUACAGACCCUUCAUUGUGUAGAACAAUAAGAGUUUGCAACGAAGAUGAGGUGUGUCACCUCCACGAAAUUCACGAAUUUGGGGAACGUUUUUUCUCUUCCUCGUGUCUUCAAAGACAAAUUUGCAAUGCAUAUAAUCCUGGAAGUUUAUUUGGUAGAAAACGAUUUGUACAUGCUUGUUCCAUGUGUUGUGGAAGCGACCUCUGCAAUCACAACUGUGGACGCGUUCCAGUUCCAGUUGAUUGUUUAGAUAUCUAUAAAAACGGUCAAAGAAAAACUGGUGUAUACAAGAUAUACCCUUCCAAGGACUUCAAUAAGCCUGUUCAAGUGAAGUGUAAUAUGGAUAUACAAGGAGGAGGCUGGACGGUUAUUCAGCUUAGGUCUAGGGACAACCCUCCCGUGGAUUUCAACGUAACAUGGGAUAAAUACAAGAAAGGGUUUGGAGAUGUGCAUGGAAACUAUUGGCUGGGAAACGACCUGAUUCAUCAAAUGACCAUGCUGUACAACAGUUCUCUAAAUAUAAUGAUGAAGAAGACCGAUGGUCACGUGUAUAAUGCGCAGUAUUCAUCCUUCUCAAUCUCAAAUGAGGCAGACGAUUAUCGGCUGUCGUUAGGAACAUUUUCAGGAAACGUCACACACGAUGAAUUCCGAGACCAUAAUGUGGUAGGCGAGGGAUUUUAUACAUUUGAUCACGACAAUGCUGCUAAAUGCUCUUCCCAGUGUGGCUCCGGGUGGUGGUAUCGAUCGUGUACAACUACUAAUCUUAAUGCUCCGUUCUCAGGGGGUCAUCGAGACCAAGUGUGGUACAACACAAUACACAACGGAGGAGAACUCAUGCAGUCAUCCAUGUUAAUAAAAAGAUUAAUUUAACGUUAAUAAUCUUAUUUAAAAGUACUUCGAUAUUUAUCCCAACAAAAUGAAUUUAAUGAAGGGUCAUUAUUAGUAUUUAA